Monopterus albus (swamp eel) is the source of this 2854-nucleotide messenger RNA. It is a transcript of the gene syvn1, whose product is annotated as synovial apoptosis inhibitor 1, synoviolin. The transcript has 17 exons. Gene Ontology annotation, cellular component: endomembrane system. Lineage: Eukaryota; Metazoa; Chordata; Actinopteri; Synbranchiformes; Synbranchidae. Gene Ontology annotation, molecular function: ubiquitin protein ligase activity. Bases 238 to 2124 code for a protein of 628 amino acids. The record is from RefSeq and is a predicted model, not a curated record. Gene Ontology annotation, biological process: proteasome-mediated ubiquitin-dependent protein catabolic process; ERAD pathway.
UAUUACCUUAACAGCCGGAUGUGAGGUGGCUCCUAGGAGCAAGCCAAAGAUAAACACGUAGCCUGAGGAGUGGGGGUAAGGAUAAUAUACGUUACAGAGAGGCUGCUGUUUAAACGAAGAAAUGGAGUAGUUAAGAACAGUAACAUUCUAGCAGGCAAGGAAUCAUCCGUUAUAUUAACCAAGGAGCAAUUCUUCCGCAGACAACGAGUCGGAAAGCUGUCACAAGCUGAGUCCAAAAUGGUGCGAACAGCCUUGGUGACUGCCACCAGUCUGACGCUGACUGGGGCUGUGGUGGCACACGCCUACUUCCUCAAACACCAGUUCUACCCAACUGUGGUCUACCUCACCAAGAGCAGCCCCAGCAUGGCGGUAUUGUACAUCCAGGCCUUUGUUCUGGUGUUUCUGCUGGGAAAGUUCAUGAGGAAGGUCUUUUUUGGGCAGCUAAGGGCUGCAGAGUUGGAGCACCUCAUCGAGCGCUCCUGGUACGCGGUGACCGAGACGUGCCUGGCAUUCACUGUGUUCAGGGAUGAUUUCUCCCCUCGCUUUGUCGCCCUCUUCACCCUCCUGCUCUUCCUUAAGUGCUUCCACUGGCUGGCUGAGGACAGGGUGGACUUUAUGGAACGGAGUCCAAACAUAUCCUGGGUUUUUCACAUGAGAGUAUUAUCUCUCAUGGGACUGCUGGCUGUCCUGGACUUCCUAUUUGUCAACCAUGCCUGUCACAGCAUCAUUACCAGAGGAGCCUCAGUCCAGCUUGUUUUUGGAUUUGAGUAUGCCAUCCUGCUGACCAUGGUGCUGACAACCUUCAUCAAAUAUGUUCUGCAUACUAUUGACCUGCAGAGUGAGAAUCCCUGGGACAAUAAGGCGGUGUAUAUGCUCUACACUGAGCUCUUCACAGGUUUCAUCAAAGUGCUCUUGUACAUUGCGUUUAUGACCAUCAUGAUAAAGGUCCACACCUUCCCGUUGUUUGCCAUCCGGCCCAUGUACCUGGCCAUGAGGCAGUUCAAGAAAGCUGUAACAGAUGCUAUAAUGUCUCGCAGGGCCAUCCGCAACAUGAAUACGCUCUAUCCUGACGCUACUCCUGAAGACCUGCAGGCUUCUGACAACGUCUGCAUCAUCUGCCGGGAGGAAAUGGUCACUGGAGCCAAGAAACUACCUUGUAAUCACAUUUUCCACUCCAGCUGCCUGCGGUCCUGGUUCCAGAGACAGCAGACCUGUCCUACAUGUCGCAUGGAUGUCCUCCGAGCAUCUAAUAACAAUCAGACUCCAGCUCCAGCCCAGGUCCCACCCCCUGCACCUGCAGCCCCUGCCAACGCUGCCCCAGCCCCACCUGCUAAUGUGCUACCAGCCUUUCCCCCUGGCAUCUUCCCCUUCUGGGGUCCUUUCCCUGCAGUGCCUCCACCAGCUGCCGCAGCAGCUGCAGCUCCUGCUGCUGCAGAUGCUCCACAAAGCAGCACAGAGGCCACACAGACAGCUGGUACUAGCCAACCCACCACGUCUACUGCCAAUGGCACUACAGCAGCUGCUGCUCCAGGACCAGCGAUCCCAGGCUUCCCCUUCCCACCUCCUCCCUUCCCCACUGCACCAUGGCUGGCCAUGCCACCACCUCCUCCCUUUGUGUCGUCGAUGCCGCCUCCUCCUCCCUCUCUGUCCCGGCUGUCUGAGGAGGAGCUCAGGGACCUGGAGGCCGAUGGCCGGCGGGGCCUUGAGGCCAGGCUCCAGUGUCUCCAAAACAUCCACACCUUGCUCGAUGCUGCCAUGCUCAACAUUCACCACUACCUUAGCACCAUCGCCACACUCGCUCCUCCUCGGACUCAGGGCAGCGCUGGAGAAGCCAGUGGCACAAACCACACUGCAUCAUCAGUGGCUCCUGGCAGUAGCACAGAGAGUCCCAACCAGGAGAGGGACUCAUCCAGCUGUGAUCAAGUGAGCGCAGCCACAGUCUCCUCUCAGCCAGCGGACUCCACUACUUCUGCCUCAGACACAGAAAGAAAAGAAAAGAUGAAUGAAGGUGUGUUGGAGGACGAUGACGGAGAGCCGAAUGCUGCUGAACUGAGGCGCCGCCGCCUCCGCAAGCUGGAAACGGCAACAUCAUCAGCGUCAUCAUCACCCCCUCCAGACAACUGAUCCAUGUAUCCUGACUCAGAUGUAUCACUCUGGGCCAGCAGGAACUCUGGACAGGGAUACUCUAGUGACAUAUGGUCACUUUUGUUCUUCAUUGCCUCUCGCCUUCCAACAGCUCAGGUUCCUAACUGAGUGGAGUUGGACUCAGGCUGCGGGGAGAUACAGUGAUCUGCUUAUCUGGAUUGUAUCUGUUAGAAAGCAAUAGCAUGACAUGUUUUUUUCAUCACCUUUUCCCACACAGACUCAAUACUGCAGUAAGAGCACUGCAGGUGUUUCUGAGUUUAAUCAGAUGGAAGCUGAAUUCUCAUUUCAAGCUCAGAUUUGUCGUCAGAGAUGUAAAGCGACUGUGCUUGGACUUGUGCUACUUUUACUGUCAGUGAUGUUUUUGUUUUUUUUUUUUUUUCUGAUUCCACUUUCUGCAGUAUGAAGAUGGUUCCAUUCACCACAUCAACAUGUUACCCAGCAGCCAGGUCAGAGUCUGAACCAGCGGAUUCAAAUUAAGGGAAACUAAUCGACUUCUUUAGCUUUGUGUCCUUUAACACACAUCACUCUUCUGUUGCCUGGUUUCUCCACCUGCUGCUAGUGUAGAUGCUGUAACAUAAUGAUUUAUUUGAAUAUGUACAUACUGUAUAAAGAGUUUUAAUAGGAUGAUCUGUACAUAAUGCAGAAUAAAGUGUUUGACUGAAAUGGUGCAACUACACCUGUUGGUGAAAGCUCAGAUCCAAAACACAAA